This is a messenger RNA of Endocarpon pusillum Z07020, 1242 nucleotides long. RefSeq lists its product as uncharacterized. NCBI's taxonomy places the organism in Eukaryota, Fungi, Ascomycota, Eurotiomycetes, Verrucariales, Verrucariaceae. The record is from RefSeq and is a predicted model, not a curated record. The coding region runs from base 1 to 1242 and encodes 413 amino acids. The transcript has a single exon.
AUGCGUUUCGAUAAACUCGUCGUCGCCGCGGCUGUUGCAGCCAGUGGGGUGUCUGCCCUCCCAACUGCCAACCCAGUUGCCGAGGCCGAUGCUGUAUCGGCCCCGGUUGGAGCACUUACCGCAAGAAACCUUGCACUUCACAGUCGCACAGACUACUCCAAGGGCAAAGGUAGCAAAGGCAGCAAGAAGAGUAAGAGUUCAAAAGGCAGCAAGAGCUCAAAAGGCAGCAAGAGCAGCAAAUCAGGUGACUAUGGUCAUGGCUACUACAAACGAAUCCGCUCUGCAAGCCCCGCCUCGAAAGCACUGAAGCGCUCUGUUUGGAAGUACUUCAAGGUGCGUUCGGCGGCUGCCGAGCCAACUGGAUACGACACCGGCAGCAAGAAGAGUGGCAGUUCGGGCAAAUCCAAGAAGAGCGGCAAGUCCAAGAAUUCUGGCAAGUCAGGCAAGUCCAAGAAGUCAGGCAAGUCAGGCAAGUCCAAGAAGAGCGGAUCUGGCAAGAGUGGUCAUGGUUACUACACUCGGCGACAUGUUGCCGUCCGUGAGCCUGAACCAAAUGCCAAUGAGGUCGUGAGACGCUGGCUCGGCUUGGCUCCUCGAGAUGCUGAAGCUACUGAUUACGGCCACUACCCUUCAAAGAGUGUCACAGGAAAGUCCAGCAAAUCCGGCUCGAAGAAAUCUGGCAAAUCUGGCAAAUCUGGCAAGUCCAAGAAGUCCAAGGGCUCCAAGAAGAGCGGCAAAUCUGGGAAGUCAAGCGGCGGUCACUAUGUUCGUCGACGCCUGGCUGUCCGAAAUGCUGCGGCUGUGGCUACUGACUACGGCCACCCGGCCCCAUAUCACCCUGAACCAUCUCACCCAUACUCAGGAAGCGAAAAGUCAGGUAAAUCUGGCUCAAAGAAAUCUGGCAAGUCUGGAAAUUCUGGCAAGUCCAAGGGCUCGAAGAAGAGCGGCAAAUCUGGCAAAUCUGGCAAAUCUGGCAAAUCUAGCGGCGGCAACUAUGUUCGUCGACACCUGGCUGUCCGAAAUGCUGCCGCUGUGGCCACUGAUUACGGCCACCCGGCCCCAUCCUACCCUCCGCCAUCACACCCAUACUCAGGGAGUGAGAAAUCCGGCAAGUCCGGCAAAUCUGGCUCAAAGAAAUCUGGCAAGUCUGGGAAAUCCAAGAAAUCUGGAAAGAGCGGCAAGUCUGGCAAGAGCGGCAAAUCCGGCAAGGGUGGCCACUACGUCCUACGACAUCUCGCAUAA